Molecule: messenger RNA, 883 nt
Organism: Erpetoichthys calabaricus (reedfish)
Lineage: Eukaryota; Metazoa; Chordata; Cladistia; Polypteriformes; Polypteridae
Gene: ralba
Product: v-ral simian leukemia viral oncogene homolog Ba (ras related)
Exons: 5
Coding region: 217-837 (206 amino acids)
Biological process (GO): Ras protein signal transduction
Cellular component (GO): plasma membrane
Molecular function (GO): GTP binding; GTPase activity; GDP binding
Source: RefSeq, a predicted model, not a curated record
CCUCUCCGCUCAUCGGCCAUGAAGGUGGGGUUUUGGUGUUCAGUCAGUCGGCGAUCGGCGGUUCCUAGGAGUGUGAAAGUCAGCGGCUCUACGUAUGUGUGCGCUUUUACCGUCAGCACGGAGACAGCGAGGGUCCAGAGAAGAGGAAAGUUCACAAGGAUAUCCCGUCCAAUCACCUUCUGACUGACCAGUCGCAUUUGGGACCUCCUAGCAGCAAUGGCAGCCACUAAGGCCAAGAACCAGAGUUCCCUGGUCCUGCACAAAGUGAUCAUGGUGGGAAGUGGAGGGGUUGGCAAGUCGGCACUGACUCUGCAGUUCAUGUAUGACGAGUUUGUAGAAGACUAUGAGCCCACAAAGGCUGAUAGCUACAGGAAGAAAGUAGUCUUGGAUGGAGAGGAAGCACAGAUAGACAUUCUUGACACCGCCGGACAGGAGGACUAUGCAGCCAUUCGUGACAAUUACUUCAGAAGCGGAGAGGGCUUCCUACUUGUUUUUUCUAUAACAGAACACGAAUCGUUCUCCUCCACAGUGGAACUAAGGGAGCAAAUCCUGAGAGUGAAAUCUGAGGAUGACAAGAUACCCCUGCUAUUAGUUGGGAACAAGUGUGAUCUGGAAGACCGAAGGCAGGUGUCUGUGGAUGAAGCCAGGGGGAAAGCUGAACAAUGGGGAGUUCAGUACGUUGAAACUUCUGCUAAAACAAGAGCCAACGUAGACAAGGUGUUUUUUGACCUCAUGCGGGAAGUCAAAUUGAAAAAGAUGUCUGAAAACAAAGAAAAAAAUGGAAAAAAGAGCGGAAAGAGCAAAAAAAGCUUGAAGGAUCGAUGUUGUUUGCUUUGAAGCCAGCUAUGGAACUUUGUGGAUGGUAGAAACCAAAAUAUAAAAA